Molecule: messenger RNA, 3276 nt
Organism: Aphidius gifuensis
Lineage: Eukaryota; Metazoa; Arthropoda; Insecta; Hymenoptera; Braconidae
Gene: Cip4
Product: formin-binding protein 1-like
Exons: 10
Coding region: 393-2180 (595 amino acids)
Biological process (GO): signal transduction
Molecular function (GO): protein binding
Source: RefSeq, a predicted model, not a curated record
AAAAGGUCCAAAAGGUCAGUCUUGACAGACACGGCUUGUUUUAACUCUUGCUGCAAGGUGUUUGUGUGUGUAUGUGUUGGUAAUUAUUAACCGAUUGGUUAAACACAGUUAUAUAUCGGCGGACAUGUUGUACAUCUAUUUCUAAAUGUGUGUUGUAUAUUAAAAUUAGUUAAUGUAAUUAUAAUUUAUUAUUUAUUAAAAAAAUAAUAUUGUCAAGUUUUUUUUUUUUUUCGAUUAUUUUUUUUGGUUUUUUUUAACGGCAUAAAUUUGCCGUUAAAUAUAGUUGUUUUUGAGAUCAACUUAUGUGUAAGAUCCAUAUGUGAAGUGUAAAGGACGAUUUUGUGUGUGUUUUGCGAUUGGGUGGAUUUUUUUGUUUUUUAAAAUAGGACGAAAUGAGUUGGGGUAGUGAACUUUGGGACCAGUAUGACAAUCUGUCCCUUCAUACACAAAAGGGAAUUGAUUUUCUGGAACGUUAUGGACAUUUUAUUAGAGAUCGAUGUAAAAUUGAAGUUGAAUAUGCCGGAAAUCUCAGAAGGCUAGUGAAAAAUUAUCAACCGAAGAAAAAAGAAGAGGAAGAUUAUCAAUAUAGUUCUUGUAAAGCAUUUAAAUUAGAAUUAAAUGAAGUUAAUGAUCAAGCUGGACAAAGAGAAGUAGUCGCCGAGAAUUUGCAGGCAAAUGUCUUGCGUGAACUAAAUAUUCUCGUUAAAGAUUUUAAAGAAGAUAGAAAAAAACAUCUUCAAGAAGGUGCAAGAUUAAUGACAACAUUAACAGCUCAAAUAAGCAGUUUAGAACGUGCAAGAAAAGCAUAUGAAAAAGCUUUUAGAGAAGCUGAAAGAGCAUUAGAAAAUUAUCAACGAGCUGAUGGUGAUUUAAAUUUAUCACGAGCAGAAGUGGAAAAACAACGUAUGAAUAUGACUGUAAAAAAUCAACAAAGUGAAGAUGCAAAAACUGAAUAUGCUAAUCAGUUACAAAAGACAAAUGAAAUGCAAACUCUUCAUUAUCACACAGCAAUGCCUGAUGUUUUUCAUCAUCUACAGGAAUUAGAUGAAAAAAGAACUAAAAACAUGCGAAAUUAUAUGUUAAAAUCAGUAGAAAUUGAGCGUUCAGUUUCGCCAAUUAUAUCACAGUGCCUUGAUGGCAUUGAAAAAGCAGCAAAUGGAAUAAAUGAAAAAAAUGAUACAAUGUUAGUAAUUGAAAGAUUUAAAAGUGGUUUUUCACCACCAGUUGAUUUUCCAUUUGAAGAUUUAUCAGCUGCUAAAACAUAUGAUAGUAAUACACAAUUAUCACAAACAACAAUGCAACCUAUACAUAAUCAUCUUACAAUGAAAGGUACUGUUUCUGGUAUUAAAAAUAAAAAACGUGUUGGAUUAUUUGGAAUAUUUAUUGGUAAUAAGAAUAAUUUAAAUGACGGUGGAAAAGAAGACUGUAGUGAUUUACCGCCAAAUCAAAGAAAAAAAAAAUUACAACAACGUUUAGAUGAAAUUCAGGUUAAAAUUCAUCAAGAAACUAAUGCAAGAGAUGCACUUAUGAAAAUGAAAGGUGUUUAUGAACAAAAUCCAGCAUUGGGUGAUCCAAUGAGUAUAGAAGGACAAUUGAAUCAAUCAAGUCAAAAAUUAGAAAAACUUGGUGUUGAACUUACAAAAUUUCAGGGUUAUCUUAAUGAUGCAGUUAACACUGGUGUUAAUUUAUCAAGUCCAAGUCAAGGAACAAGAAAAACAAAUAGUAAUGGAUCAACUGUAAGGGUAAAUGAUUCACGGCGAUCGAGUCAUUCAGGUGGUGAAGAAAGUUUGUCAAGAUCAGCAUCAGAUUCUAGUGUUAGCAAUGCUCAUGCUAAUCAACUUGUUCAUAAAAAAAGUGCACCUGGAACACCUCAACAAAUUCACGAUUCCACGAAUAGCCCGGAGUCUGGACUUGGUACAUCACGAACAUCAUUACCUGAAAGUGCUGGAGAAGAAUAUUACGUUGAUGAGGUUGAUGCUCAACCACCACUUGGCACAUGUCGAGCUCUUUAUCCAUUUGAUGCAACGAGUGAAGGUUCAAUUCCAAUGUAUGACGGUGAAGAACUUUACAUAAUUGAGCUUGAUCAAGGCGAUGGAUGGACGAGAGUUCGUCGAAUGUCUCAAUUAAUUGAAGGCUUUGUACCUACUUCGUAUAUUGAAUAUCAAUUAUAUAAUACCUAAUUCGAUCAACGCCUAACCAAAAGAGCAAAACAAGAAAGAAAAAAGUAAAAAAUUAUUUUUAAACACAAAAUUAUCGAUGGUAUAAAAGCUUCGAUAUAUUAUCUUUUUUUUUAUUAUCAAGUAUAUGUACAAACUAUACAUAUUAACUCAUAAAAUAUUGCUUAAUACCUGGACAAAAGAAAAAAAAAAAAGAAACAUUAGAAAAUAUAACUCUGGCUCAGUUUAAGUAUUUUAUAUAUUAUUUUGUUGUGUUUUUUUUUUUUUUAAAAUAAUCAGAUUUAGAACAUUAAUAGACUCUGAUUUUGAUCAGUAUAAUCAAACUCCCUGUUUGUGCAAUCUGUCGAUUACAUUCAUAAAUAUUAUGUAGGAUAUACUCUUUAUUUUUUAUUUAAUUUUGUCAUUUAUAAUGUUGUAUCUAUUGUUUAAAUACCACAAGUGAUGAAACGUGUAUGUAAUUAAUACGCAAUAGAUAAUUAUAUGACUGCAAAAAAAAGUAAAAACAUUAACUCUCAAUAAAGUGUAAGUGAUCUUGCACUUAUUGAAAAACAAAAGUAAAAUAAAUAUAAAUCAUUAACUCACACGCUUAUAAGAUUACUAUUUUUUGUAAUAAAUUUGAGAUAAUUUGAUUAAAUGUGCUCAAAAAUAGAUCUAUACUUACUGAGAGAUUAUUGGUAAAAAAAUAAAAAAAAAAUAAAUAUAAAAACAGUAUAAAUAAAAGAGAGAAGUUUGAACAAAUAAAAAAUGAUUAAUUUAUCAAUUUAAUGGCCACUCUCUUUUAUAUUUAAAAAUAUAUAACUAAUAAAAUUGAUUUUUAAUUUUACUCUUUAAUUAUUGAUUCAGUUAUAGUUGACUUUGAGCUAAAUAUUAAAUAAGUCACAAUAAAAUAAAUGGUAAUGUGCUGAUGAUCAAUUAGUCGUGUAAUCUUUUGAGAUUUUAAUGUGAGACAUUCUAUGUAAAUAAAUUAUACUUUAUUUUUUUUUUUUUAAAUAUUAUACUAAUAAUAUUGUCUAGUUUCAAGUGCAUUAUUAAUAAAAAUGCAUCAAAAGUGUAUUAUACAAUGUACGUCAACUAAAUAAAUACAGCAGUUUAAAAUUUA